CUGCCCACGAUUUGACUCCACCGACAAAAUCUAAUCCAGUGUAAUAAUGGCAUGGGCAGAAAUAAAGCCAGUUUCAGGUGAGCCUGAGGAUUUAUAGUCUUAAAUAUCGUUCUUCUUUAAAACUAUCAGAUACAAUGUGUGGACCGUGUCAUGUGAGAAAGAAAAAUAAUCAGCCACUAUACUGGUGUAUGUCCUGUGAAGAAGGUUUGUGUGAAGAAUGUUGCGACCAUCAUAAAGCAAUAAAGGCAAUAAGAAAUCAUUCAGUUGUUCCCCUUGUGUGUGUCAAACCUCUAGAGCAAUUGAUUCCAUCUUUCAAAACAGAUUGUCCUAUUCAUGAUAAGCCGUUAGAACUUUAUUGUCCAUGCCAUGAAGAGCCUUGUUGUACCAAAUGUGCUUCACGAAGUCACCCAAACUGCAUAGGCAUAACACUGUUCCAUAGUUUUGUAAGUGAUUUGGAGAGAUCAGAUAAGCUUACCUAUCUUGACAAUGAUAUUGCAACUCUAUUGAAAAAUAUUGACUCAAUAAUUGAAAAUCGUCAAGUCAACUUGAAAGAAAUUUCUGAUCAGGGUAAAACAAAAUUUGACAUGUUUGCCGUUCUGAAAGAAGAAUUGCAAGAUCUGGAAAUCAAACUGCAGUCUAAAUAUCAAGGGUUGCAUGUGACUGCAAAUGCAGAAAUAGAAGCAGUUGUAGCAAAACUUCAGAAAAAGCGACAGAUGAUAAUAGACUAUAAAAAUAACUCAUCACAGCUUAGACAAAUUGGUGCAGAUACACAACUGUUUCAUGGAACCAAACCAUUAGAAAAAUUCAUAGAAGAAGAAAGGAAAGCUCUUAGUGAAAUUAUUAAGGAGCCAUCUAUGCAAGAGAUGAAAAUAAAAGCAAAAAUGAGUGACAAUUUUAAACAAAUUGUGUCUGAUUUAAUAGAUGUGACUAUAGAAAGGGACAAUUCUAAGGUUAUUCUGAAGGAUGUAGGGGGUAGUUUAACAUGCCAAAGUGUAAAAGAUAAUCAAGCAGAAGUAUCAGUUGUCCAAAAGACAAAGACUGAAUUUAACAAAUCAAGGUUUAAGGGCAAUACAAACAUUUCCUGCUUAGUAGCCUUACCAAGUGGUGAUAUAGCCGUUACAGGUUAUGACUCUGAGGAUCGACAACUUCUUAUAUCUGAUAUCACUGGGUCAGUAAAGAAAAGAAUAUGUUACCCUGAUAGACCAUUUGGAUUGACUGGAAUAAAUAAAGAAUUAUUUGCAGUCUCAUUUCCAGAAUUAUGGUGCAUAAAGAUUUACUGGCUAAAAACAUUCAAAGAAUUUACCGAAAUCCAGACAAAUGAAGAGUGUUGGGGUUUACAGUUUGAAGAUGGUAUAUUCAUAGCUGCCAUUAGAAAUGUUGAAAUUUUGUUUCUUGAUUUAUCUGGAAAUAUUCAAAAAACAUUUCCAAUGAAGCAAAAGAAUCUUGCUUAUGUUUCAAAAAGAAAAGGGAGACAUUUUCGUACAGAGUUUCAAAACCAUAGUGUGCAUUGCUAUAGUUCUACUAAUGGGAGAAAAGAGUGGCAAUUUUCUCAUCCGUCAGUACUUGGUCCACGUAACAUGUGUUUUGACGCUGAAGGCAAUUUGUUUGUAGCAUGUCAAGAUUCUAACUGUGUAAUUCUUAUUUCUAGUGAUGGUGAACAUUUCAAAAGAGUUGUUGAAAUGAGUUGUGCAAAGUGUAUUUACUUUGAUGUGAAAAAGUCCAUUCUUUUUGUUUGUAGUGUCAAUGGAAAAGAAAUGGCUUCAUUCAUUAUUCCGAAGUGCUUUUGUUCUUUUUAAGAACUAUAAAUAGAAAUGAUACUCGAAAGAAUUAAAAAUUGAAUGAUUUAAAUGAUCUGUCACUACACCAUAAAGACAUCUACCAUUUGUAUAGUUGAUUAUGAUUGAAAGUUCAUAGU
Molecule: messenger RNA, 1915 nt
Organism: Mytilus trossulus (common blue mussel)
Lineage: Eukaryota; Metazoa; Mollusca; Bivalvia; Mytilida; Mytilidae
Exons: 2
Coding region: 135-1796 (553 amino acids)
Biological process (GO): protein monoubiquitination
Molecular function (GO): ubiquitin protein ligase activity; zinc ion binding
Source: RefSeq, a predicted model, not a curated record